AUGGCGCCCGCACCACCCCCACAAACAAGCGUCUCAAGCCUCCUCAACCCAUCCAUCACGACCCACCUCCCAAUCACCGUCGCCAAAGCCAUCGAAACCGGCUCCGCCUCCAAAAUCCCCUCUAUCGAGAUCCUCCCUCCGAAAUCCACUUCCGCCCCCAAAAGCAUCCCCACAUCCACCUCCACAUUCUCCACCUCCAUCAUAUCCAAAACCAGUUCCACCAUAUCCGGAACCGCCACUGCAUCAGCAACAUCUACUGCCGAUAAAGGAGUAUUCACUCGUCCCUCUGGGAGCCUUACUGCGAUUAUCACGAUGAUUAUUGUAGCGAUUUUUGUGGCGUAUUGUGUGAUUAGGUGUUGUGUUUGUAAGAGUAUGCGGAAGAGGAAGGAGAGGAAGGAGUUGGAGAGGGAGAGGGGGGAUUUGGAACGCGAGAGGGUGAGACAGAUGAGGGAGAGGGAGGCGAUUGAGAUGGCGGGGAGGAUGAGGGAGAGGAGUAGGAAGGAUGGGUGGGAGGAUGUGCUUUUGCAUGGGAGACAUGUUGGUUAG
Botrytis fragariae is the source of this 546-nucleotide messenger RNA. RefSeq lists its product as uncharacterized. Bases 1 to 546 code for a protein of 181 amino acids. The transcript has a single exon. The record is from RefSeq and is a predicted model, not a curated record. NCBI's taxonomy places the organism in Eukaryota, Fungi, Ascomycota, Leotiomycetes, Helotiales, Sclerotiniaceae.